AUGGCGGACAGCGACAAUGCUUGUAACGGAGAUGUUGUUGAUCUCACCAACCGCGGGCUGCGUAUCGGCUCCAUCUUCAUCGUUAUGGCGGCCGCAACCUUUGGCGCAUUUGCACCCAUCCUCCUCGCUAGACAACAGAAGAUGCAUGUGCCCAAAUUCACAUUCUUUAUCUGCAAAUACGUCGGUACUGGAGUCAUCAUUGCUACUGCCUGGAUGCACCUGUUAGACCCAGCCGUGGAUAAUCUAUCAGACCCCUGCCUUGAGCCGCGACUGGGCGACUAUCCGUGGGCGCUAUGCAUCAGUUUGAUGACGGUCAUGGUCAUGUUUUUCGUUGAGCUUCUUGCUGCAAGAAUCGGGGAGGAUGAAGAUGGACACAGCCACUCGAAAUUACAAGAGAAGGACACACUCGCGGUAGCCUGUCCCCACGACCUCGAGAGGGGUGUCUUGCGGGGGCCGGAUCCUAAGAAUAUUCCUGGCCUUCCCGAUGAUGUGAGCUAUCCACCUGGUGGUGAAGAUCACCUCGCACACGGCCACGAGCAUGAUGACGGCGACUCUCACGGCGGCCUCGCAGGCCAGCUCACCGCCAUCUUUGUCCUCGAGUUUGGUGUUGUCUUUCACAGUGUGUUCAUUGGACUCACUCUCGGUACGACGCAGGAUCUGGUUGUUCUCCUUGUUGUACUUGUUUUCCAUCAGAUGUUUGAGGGCCUCGGUUUGGGGUCUCGGCUAGCAACAGCGCCCUGGCCUAAGAAUAAGCAGUGGAUGCCCUAUCUGCUUGGCUUCAUCUUUGCCAUUUCAACUCCAAUCGGCACGGCGGCCGGUAUAGGGGCAAGACCUAACAACGCCAAUACCCAGAAAUUGGUGAAUGGCAUCUUUGACUCUAUUAGCGCGGGCAUCCUCAUGUACACCGGACUGGUUGAGCUCCUCGCACAUGAGUUCAUGUUCAACCCUCACAUGCGCAAAGCACCAUUGAAGAUUCAGCUCUUUGCUUUUGGAUGUGUGGCUGUUGGAGUUGCAAUCAUGUCUUUGUUGGCAAAAUGGGCGUAA
This is a messenger RNA of Trichoderma breve, 1044 nucleotides long. Its product is annotated as ZIP zinc transporter domain-containing protein. Gene Ontology annotation, biological process: zinc ion import across plasma membrane. The record is from RefSeq and is a predicted model, not a curated record. Gene Ontology annotation, cellular component: plasma membrane. Gene Ontology annotation, molecular function: low-affinity zinc ion transmembrane transporter activity. The transcript has 2 exons. Lineage: Eukaryota; Fungi; Ascomycota; Sordariomycetes; Hypocreales; Hypocreaceae. Bases 1 to 1044 code for a protein of 347 amino acids.